Columba livia (rock pigeon) is the source of this 4200-nucleotide messenger RNA. It is a transcript of the gene UFM1, whose product is annotated as ubiquitin fold modifier 1. The record is from RefSeq and is a predicted model, not a curated record. Gene Ontology annotation, cellular component: cytoplasm; nucleus. Bases 2146 to 2913 code for a protein of 255 amino acids. The transcript is spliced from 7 exons. Gene Ontology annotation, biological process: protein K69-linked ufmylation. Lineage: Eukaryota; Metazoa; Chordata; Aves; Columbiformes; Columbidae.
GUUAUUUUCUGGCUUUGUUUUUUUCAUUUUCCUGAUUUAAAAGCUUUCAGUUGUACUAGUAUGCUUACAAAUUGCCAAAGAUCUCAAUUGUUCUAAUUGCUCACCUACACAGCUAGAAAAGUCAAACUGAUGUCUCAUUGCUAUCAAACAACAUAUUUAAGUGUGGGUAAGUAAGAGCUGUAGGGAAGACGAAUAAAGAACUCCAGUUUCUUUUCCAGUUUCGCGGGGAAAGGAAGGCAGGCUUUGUUGGGAAUGAACCAGUUUUUCUGGAGUUGAUGAGAAUGUUGUUGGGAAUAAACCCAUUAGAUACAGUCACCUCCAAUCCAUCCCUGGCUUGUUUGCAGGUGGGAUACGAAGUCCCAUCAACUCUUGCUGCUGAAAGAGAAAAAUCAUACACAUUCUCCUUCCUUGAUACAUUGUAAAUUCUCAGAAAACAAACAAACAAACAAACAAACAAAACCCACCAACCCUGUCAGCUUUCAAAAAAUGCUUAGAUAGCAUAGUCAAAUUAUUCAUUUCCAGCAUUGGAGAAGUCUUAUGUUUAUGAAAUCACUUGCACACCUGAAUCUGCAUUCAAAGAUCCUGCCCCUGAUGCUACUAGCAAAUGAGAAUACUAUCACACCCUUGAUUCUGUUCAUGAUACAGCUCCACAGCAUCCUAAGCUGACCUAAGGUGCAGUGCAAUAUUGCUGCCAGCCAGAUGUGCUUCCUUGUGUCCUUCUUUGUUGCUGGUUCAGGAAGCCAACCAGAUGAAAACCACUUAAAGGGAAAAUUUCAGAUUCUUUUGCCAGACCAGUUCCCUGAACUGACUCUCUACCUGAUCACAACUGUUGGUUCCUCUGCCUGGCAGAGAACAAGACCACAUGGCCAGAACACUGGACUACCCCAAUCUGCAUUUAGACUGUUCUUAGCAGCAUUAUAUCAUAUAUAUGCUCAAUCCAGGUUCGAUCAAGUAAAUCUGCAUACUAAAACCAGUCCAGCUUCAAAGGCACGAAGAUUUUGAUAAACUUAUUUCCUCAGAGGGGAAGUCGCUACAAUGAAAGGCAAGAAAUAAAGUUCUAAAAGGAUCAGUCUUUUAUUUAGAUGUACAUUAAUGACCUUAGCACAGAAAACAGCAAUACAUUAAUGAAAGCUGCAGAUGAAAGAGACUUGUAUAAAUCAAAAACAUACCAUCAUACAAAAGUAAUUUUGAAGAAGGCAAGAAUAAAUAUAGGAUGACAUUUAGCUACACAAAAUGCAAGGUUACAUGCUCAGAGAUGACUAUUAAUUAUUUAUAACAUAAGGUGUGAUCCCUUAGAAGCAGGGGAUGAAAAAGCCAUGAGGUCAGUAAUGGACUACAAAAUGACCACAAGCCACCAACAGGAUACAGUUGUGAAAGACAGAUUCAGUAACAUAAUGGUAAAAGCAGGAGGUACAAGUAAACAUUAAUGCUAUUCUACAAGCUGCUAGUCAAUUUCUCCUCCUUGUUCUUUUUUGAAUUUUUUAAAGUUUUGUCUGUGUUCAAAUAAGAGCAACACCAAGGUGAAACGCUGAAUUUCAUGGCUUGGCACUGAGCCAGUCAUUAGGAAAAAAAAAAGUGACCCCAAUUUGUCCACUGCCUUUUGAUGCCAUUUCUUCUACCGUAACUGCAAUGAGUCCCCAGUUAAAGUGAACACAACAAUGUGCUUUGCCAUGACCAGUCUGGCAAGCAGUGUGUGGUAACAAGCACCUCAGUCCCUAGUGAAAGCUGUUCUUCCUGCAGGUGGUAGAGAUUGGAGAAAAUACAGGAGUAAUACUGACAUACCCGGAGUAGGAAACAAGGUCAUCACCUGCACUAACAGAUGAACAAGCAUUAAAGAGAAAAUUACUUCGUACUGCCAUGCAAUCUUGUUUAGCUUUCCAAAGAAAUCGGUUUGCCAAAAGUCACAGAUGAACUGCGAACUACUACUUUUUUCUGUCAGAAAAGCAUCCAUCACUAACUAAACCAAACUCCAACCUCCACCUCCUUCACAGCAAGGAAGAUGUGAACGAUUUUUAAAUAUUAAGGGGGUGGGAAUCAGUGUGUUUUUGCAUCCAUCAUUCCCUGCAUAAAUUCAACGAGCACUUGCGAACAUUUUGGUUUAAGAGAGACAUAUGGACUUGAAACCUCAGAUAACCAAAUCUAACGAUGAACGACUCUCCUCCAAAAUACAGAUAUAUAAAUAUACAUACACCCGCAGUCAUAUAUAAGCACACAUAUAAAUCCAGCAGUCCCUUGUUAGCAUUUGUUCAGAAAAAGGGGGACUCAUCUUUGUUUAACGGCCCCACAGCUCCGAGCCCGCCGGCCCAGAGCGAGGAGCGCAGGCCUCCAGCCGCCACGUCCCUCAGCCGUGCCGGCCCAAGGCACGCCGCCUGCCACGCCCUCGGCCCCUGCCAAGCCCUCGGUUCCGUCCUGCCCAGCCCAGCCCAGCCCGGCCCGGCCCGGCCCCGCUCCCUCCGUGUCUCCUCUGGGGCCACCCGGACGUCACUCCAUGACGCCUACGGAAGCACCGCGGUCCCAACGCCGGGGUCCUUCCUCCAGCGCGGAACAGUCAGGCGCGAUCCAGGCAACUCAGGAUGCGGACAGGGCAGCGAAGGCCCCCUGAGCCGGUGGUUGACGUGUCGGUGGGAGCGGCGGCGGCGCCCGGGAGCAUCAUGUAAGUCGAAAGUCACCUUUAAAGUGACGCUCACCUCGGACCCGCGGCUGCCCUACAAAGUGUUAAGUGUGCCUGAAGGUACACCUUUCACAGCUGUCUUGAAAUUCGCUGCAGAAGAAUUCAAAGUUCCUGCCGCAACAAGUGCCAUUAUAACAAAUGAUGGUAUAGGAAUAAACCCUGCACAGACAGCAGGAAACGUAUUUCUAAAGCAUGGUUCAGAUCUACGACUUAUUCCCAGAGAUCGAGUUGGGAGUUCUUAACAUCUCCUGAAAGCUUUGAAAUAGGUGACAUUGCCAUUCAGCAAAGAUCUAUUUAUUUUGGAAUUCCAAAAUGCAACUAAUGAAUCGGCCUUUUUUAAAGCUAGCAAAAAUGACUUCCCAGGAUUUGAUUUUGAUAUUCUUUUUUGGAACAGAGAUAAGGUUGGAUUUUCGUGUUAAAAUAUAUUAACUCAUGCACUGAUUCUUCACUGACUGGUAGAAGAAUGGGCUGAUUGCAUGUUAUGUUCCUGAAAGAAAGAUGGACUUCUCUAUGGGUGUUACUGACACCACAAGGGUAAACACACAGCCAUGAUCAGUAGUUAUUUAAAAUAUUGGAUAUUACAGAGCCUACUUUGUGGAAGGGGGAACUGUGUUACAAUUUUGCUACCAAGAAAUUGUUCCUACUGAGUGCUAUUUUUUUUUCUUUUCCCUUUCCUUUUUCUUAAAACUUACUUCCGUGUUUAGGGGAACGGUUUUCACAUGUUUCAAGUAUUAAGUUCAAAUAGAAGCGAAAUUUCAGGGGUUUAUUACUCAAUAACUGCCAAAUAUUCCAAAGUAAUUGUAAGAUUUAAUUGCUGCAAUUAUUUUAAAUAAAGGAGAAAACAGAGGUUUCUUUGUGUUAAAACAUAAUUUGCCAUACUAUGAAGUUAAAUUAAAUGCAGUUUCAGAAUAUGUAUGAGACCUCACAUGAAGUGCCAUCAAUUGAGAAGGAUUGCAGCGUAAUGUGUAGGUACUGAUCAAAUAUAUCAUUCCUUUUUCAGUAAACUAAUGUUGGUUGUUUUUAAAUGUCUUGUUUUGUUACUGUGUGUUACAUGGGAAACAGUAUAGAAUUCACUGAAACGUUUGUGUUGAGAAUAUAUGCUUUUUGUUCAUAAAAUGCCAUGGGUAAACUAUCAGUUGUUUAUUUUAAUUAAAGAAAUUGCUGCUUUUCUUGAACUGGUAAUCUACUUUGUGACUUAAUCUAUUUGGCAAAAUCUUACCCUCUUGCAUUUUUUUUCUGUCCUACUGAGUUUAACAGAAGGAAUAAUGGGCAAUGUAGUGCUUGGUUAAAUUAGUAUUGUCACAAAUGCAACUGUCCUGUGCAAUAAUUGUGCUCUAGAAAGAUGUUCAGAUAAUGUAUCAGAUAGUGCAGAAGUACAAAAUGCCUGUCUGAGUGGGUAUAAAUCAAGCGUAUAGAGGAAAACUCUUCGGAAAGUGGUAUAUAACUAUAAAUAUUUUCCAACUCUAAGGCGAAUUGUAAAAUUCUGGAUUUUCCUUUAUUUCAAUAAAGUUAUGUCAUAAAGGUACAAA